Urocitellus parryii (Arctic ground squirrel) is the source of this 1774-nucleotide messenger RNA. It is a transcript of the gene Armcx6, whose product is annotated as armadillo repeat containing X-linked 6. Gene Ontology annotation, cellular component: mitochondrion. The record is from RefSeq and is a predicted model, not a curated record. NCBI's taxonomy places the organism in Eukaryota, Metazoa, Chordata, Mammalia, Rodentia, Sciuridae.
UCCUGCUAGUCGCCUCAGUCUGGGUACCAACCCCCUAUUACUCUGCAGGCGUUUGAAGGAAGAAGGAAACUAGCUUGGACCGUGAAGACUCUAUUCACCUAUCACUGAGGAGGGGACACUGACAAAAGAAGACCGAGAAGAAGAAGGAAUUUGUCUGACUUUGGUAGAGAUUCAUCACAAGAGCUAUAGGAGCCGAGGUCAGGCUGAAGAUUACUACCCUGCACUAUCUGCACCGUGGCCCUAAAAGUCCUCUUCUAUCAGGGGGACCAAAGCCCUCCGGAUCCUGCCCCAAGACUGGCACAGACUGAAACAUGGGCCGGGCCCGGGAAAUGGGUUGGAUGGCAGCAGGACUAAUGAUUGGAGCUGGUGCCUGCUACUGUGUUUACAAACUAACCAUAGGAAGAGACGACAGUGACAAAUUGGAGGAGGAGGACGAAGAAGAAUGGGAUGAUGACCAGGAGCUGGAUGAAGAGGAGCCCGAAAUUUGGUUUGAUUUCACAACAAUGGCUCGCCCUUGGAGUGAGGAUGAGGAUUGGACUGAACCUGGGGCCCCAGGUGGCACAGAGGACAGGCACUCAGGGGGUGGCAAGGCCAACAGAGCACACCCAAUAAAACAACGGCCAUUCCCAUAUGAACAUAAAAAUACGUGGAGUGCACAAACCUUUAAAAAUGUCAGUUGUAUUCUUGACCUCUCCAAGUGUCCUUCUAUUCAGGGAAAAAAGUUGUUUGCUGAGCCCAAGGAUGCUGUUUUUUCACUUAGCCACAAUAUCAGGAGUCAUUUGGCCAACCUUUCCAUCUGUGGAAACACACUCCCCACCCCCCACCCCACUGUGAGGGAGGAAGCUUUGUGUGCCCCAGGUAACUUGAAUGCCAGUACUGAAAAUCAGGGCCAGAUUAAGAUGUUCAUCAAUGAAGUGUGUCAGGAGACUGUGCCACGUAGCUGCAACUCAUUUCUGCAGCAGGCCGGAUUAAAUUUGUUAAUAAGCAUGACAGUUAUUAAUAACAUGCUUGCCAAGUCCGUUUCAGACUUGAAGUUUCCUUUGAUACCCGAAAGAAGUGGCUGUGCUAAGGUUCAGGUUUUAGAACCGCUGAUGGGUUUGUCUGAAAAGCCACUCUUGGCAGGGGAGUUGCUGGGUGUCCAGAUGCUGUUCUCAUUCAUGUCCCUCUUUAUCAGAAGUGCAAACAGAGAGGUUCUCCUGGAAACCCUCACCCCUUAAAUAGCCUUCUGGGACAGAAUGGGACUGACUCCACACAAACCCUGCUAGGUUUGCAGAUGCCAAAGAAUCUGCAGUGGGUGCUACUGAGGAUCCAGCCUUAGGCAGUCACCCCAUCGCCGGGGGUCACUGGGGCUGGGUGCACGUUCCAGAAGCUAGACUGAAGACCACACUCUUUUUGGCCAGGCAGGGCUCCCCCGCAGAGCUUUGGGUAAUUCCCUGAUUUUGCAGUCUGCAGGCAUUGUGCAUUGUAAAUUACUCCCUUGCAGCCCUCUUGAUGCAGUAAAGGGAUCACUGUGGCUCGCCUGCUGCAGAUAAGGGACAUCAAACUAGAGUACCACCAGUGCUCACUUGCCUGUGAUGGUCUCCCUGCUGGAGAGGGACCGCUUUGCAGAGGCCAGGCCCAUCUGGGAGCUCAUGCUGAAAAUGCAUCUGCCGCUGCCUACGUUGAAGUAUUUUCCUUUUCUCUUUCUUCCACACCAGCCCACAGAUGGCAAACCUGUUCAUCCACAAAGUGCACUCCCCUUGUAUCCAUUGUACUGACUUAACUUCCUCCGCCC